Messenger RNA from Phaethon lepturus (White-tailed tropicbird), 2085 nucleotides. RefSeq names its product leucine zipper-EF-hand containing transmembrane protein 1 (gene LETM1). The record is from RefSeq and is a predicted model, not a curated record. Gene Ontology annotation, biological process: intracellular monoatomic cation homeostasis. Gene Ontology annotation, molecular function: calcium ion binding; ribosome binding. The transcript is spliced from 12 exons. Bases 199 to 1941 code for a protein of 580 amino acids. Gene Ontology annotation, cellular component: mitochondrial inner membrane. NCBI's taxonomy places the organism in Eukaryota, Metazoa, Chordata, Aves, Phaethontiformes, Phaethontidae.
CAAGAUGACUCCAUAGUUGAAAAGUCACUGAAGUCCUUAAAGGACAAAAACAAGAAGUUGGAAGAAGGAGGUCCUGUAUAUAGUCCAACAGAAGUGGAAGUUGUGAAAAAAUCUCUUGGACAGAGGAUUGUGGAUGAACUGAAGCACUAUUACCAUGGUUUUCGAUUACUGUGGAUUGACACAAAAAUAGCUGCAAGGAUGCUCUGGCGAAUACUUCAUGGAAACACUUUGUCUCGUCGAGAACGGAGACAGUUUCUUCGAAUAUGUGCUGAUCUUUUCCGCUUGGUCCCUUUCCUAGUUUUUCUUGUUGUUCCAUUUAUGGAAUUUUUGCUUCCAGUGGCUCUUAAGUUGUUCCCUAACAUGCUUCCCUCUACAUUUGAGACAAAGUCUAAAAAGGAGGAACGAUUGAAGAAAGAAUUGAGAGUAAAACUUGAACUGGCUAAAUUCCUUCAAGACACAAUUGAGGAGAUGGCCUUAAAAAAUAAAGCAGCCAAAGGAAAUGUUACAAAAGAUUUUUCAACAUUCUUUCAAAAGAUCAGGGAAACUGGUGAAAGACCCAGUAAUGAGGAGAUCUUAAGGUUCUCUAAACUGUUUGAAGAUGAGUUGACUCUGGACAAUUUAACCAGGCCUCAGCUGGUGGCCCUUUGUAAAUUGUUGGAACUUCAGUCAAUUGGGACAAAUAACUUUCUCCGCUUCCAGCUGACUAUGAGGUUGAGAAGCAUAAAAGCAGAUGACAAACUAAUUGCUGAAGAAGGAGUUGAUAGCCUGACUGUUAAAGAACUGCAGGCAGCUUGUCGUGCCCGAGGUAUGAGAGCUCUUGGUGUGACAGAGGAGCGUCUUAAGGAACAGCUUAAACAGUGGUUAGAUCUGCACCUGAACCAGGAAAUUCCUACUUCGUUGCUUAUUUUAUCGAGAGCCAUGUAUCUUCCAGAUACCCUUUCUCCAGCUGAUCAGCUCAAAACAACACUUCAGACACUACCAGAGAGUGUUGCCAAAGAGGCUCAAGUCAAAGUGGCAGAAGUUGAAGGUGAAAAAGUAGAUAACAAAGCACGGCUGGAAGCAACACUUCAGGAAGAGGAAGCCAUCAGGAAAGAAAAUGAAGAGAAAGAGAUGGAAAGAAUGUCUGAAGCUGCAGAGAAAGCCAAAGAAACCCUUCAAGUUGCAGCCAUGGUAAAGGUGGAAUCAGCAGUAGAUCUUGAAGCAGCUGCUCUGCAAGUUAAAAAAAGUCAGAUGGCUAUGGAUACUGAACAAGAACUGGCAAGGGCAGAUAUGGCGAUGCACUCGGAGACACUGAAAGAUACAGCACCAGUACUGGAAGGCAUUAAGGGUGAGGAGAUCACUAAGGAGGAGAUUGACAUGCUCAGUGAUGCUUGCACCAAGCUGCAGGAACAGAAAAAGUCACUAACAAAGGAAAAGGAGGAGCUUGAGGAAUUAAAGGAUGAUAUCCAAGAGUACAAUGAGGAUUUGCAAGAGAUAAAAGAGCUCUCUAAAACUGGCCAGGAAGAGGUAGUAGAAGAGUCAAAGGCAAGCAAGCGAUUGACCAAGAGGGUGAACCGAAUGAUUGGUCAGAUAGACAAAAUUAUUAAUGAAUUGGAGACAAGUCAAAAGACAGUCGAUGUAAAGCUGGACGGUGGCGAUAGUCCUCCUGCUGGGGAGAAUCUCAUCAGUAUUGCUGAGCUAAUUAAUGCAAUGAAACAAAUUCAGAAGAUUCCGGAGGAGAAGCUAACUAGGAUUGCAGAGGCACUAGACGGAAACAAGGAUGGCAAAAUUGAUAUAGAUAAUGUUGUUAAGGUAGUAGAAUUGAUUGACAAAGAAGAUAUUGAUAUUGGCACCAGUCAGGUUGCUGAGAUUAUGGCACUGCUUCAAAAAGAAGAAAAACUGGAAGAAAAAGAGAAAGCAAAGGAAAAGCAUGAUAAAGAAGCUGCAGAAGCAAAGAAUUAAGCUUCAGAAUCUGAAGCUAAUCCCAGUUGUAACCAAAACCUUGUAUAUUUUUCUGUGUCUAAUGGCUACAUAUUACUUCAGCUUUGUGAUUAUGGGAAGUGUUUUGAGCUGAUUCUAGUAAUAAAUCAUAGGUAUGUUUUCUGA